Strigops habroptila (Kakapo) is the source of this 1856-nucleotide messenger RNA. RefSeq names its product transport and Golgi organization protein 6 homolog. The record is from RefSeq and is a predicted model, not a curated record. Gene Ontology annotation, biological process: protein secretion. NCBI's taxonomy places the organism in Eukaryota, Metazoa, Chordata, Aves, Psittaciformes, Psittacidae.
AUGAGGCCAGUCUCAGGGUGCACAGCCGGCCAGCCCAUCGGGUUGUGCCUCACCAGGGUCCUGGUCCGUGCAGGGGAUGAGGGUCUUCCCUGGCGGCAUGUCCUCUGGCACCCAGGCAAGCUGCACUGGCAGAUCAAAGACGGGUGCCUUAUUGACUUCCUCCACAUUGACCAUUCUGGCGGCACUUUCCAAAUCCCCGCUUGGCAAAUUGUUGGUAAAUGGCUGCAUGAUGCUGCUUCAAACGGGGACUCCACAGCAGGGAAGCAUUUGGCAACCUGGUGGCAGAUCCUGGCCACUCUUCGCCAGUCCUCACCGCUGAUCACGACGAUCCUCGUGGCGCAAGCACCUCUGUCAGGAACGGCUGAGUCGGGUGAUGACCCUGAUAAUCCUAAUGACCCUAUGGACCCCUUUGAUCCUGGUUUUAUAGAUCCGGAGAAGGAGCUGGACUUGUUUUCUCCUCCUGCUGAGUUGCAGACAUUUACAAGGAAGCAGGGGUGGGCACCUCAGGGCUGGUCUGUGUGCCUGCCUUGCCAGGAGCAUCCCAGGGAGCAAACCUCUAUUGCCACUGCAGCGGUGCUGGUGCUGCUUCUCUCCCUCCUGCAGCUACAAGCCAGCGACUUUGCUGUGCUGAAGUGGCUGGUGCUGCUGCUGGAGGAGCUCUCCCACACCUACCCUGAGCCCCUCAUCCAGGAGCUGGCUUCAGACCUGCACAUCACCAUCUGCACCCAUGGGGCCUUCUCCCCUGGGACAGUGGGAGCUGUUGCUGACAGCGUGCUGGGGAAGAAGACAGGGAUGGGAGUGCAGAGCCCUGCCAGCGUUCCCGGUGGAGCCCCAAGCCCAGGGGGUGGCUGGGCACUGCCACGGCACAGCCACAGCAGCCCUUCAGCUCCUAGGGAGAGGAGCAAGGAGCAGAGCAUGUGCCAUGAGCCUGGCACCACCAGUCCUGCUCUAGCCCCAUGUGCCGAUGGCCAGGCCCUGGCUGGGCUCCAGGAGCUCCUGGUGUCAGCCUACAACCCGCAGCCCCCGAACCGGGCAGCCUCCCUGCACUGCCUCACCAGCCUCAUCACACAGUGCAUCACACAGGCACUGCGGCUUCAGGUGAAACUCCUGCAGGUGUUCCUGGAGAAUGUGCAGCACGAAGACACCUUCAUCUACCUCUCAGCUAUCCAAGGUGAGGCCCUGCUCUCCAGUGAGUACCCAGAGUGGAUCCUGCCCAUCCUGCUGGCACAGUAUCGGUGCCUGGCACACGGCAUGGAGGACGCUGUGGCUGCCAUCACCAGGAUGAAGCUGGGUGAGGUGCUGAUGCACAUCACCCAGGCGCUGGAGGACAUGGUGUUCAAGCACCGGGAGCCACUGGCCCAGGCCUUCCUGCAAGGCGCACAGGACCCCGACAGAGCGCUGCAGGCCAGCAGCCUCUCCAACCUGAGUGAGCUCUGCCAGUGCCUCAGCUUUCAGCUGGGCUCCAUCCCAGUCACCUCCUGCAUGACAGCCAUAACCAAGAUGGACCCUGAGGCGGAGGUGUGAAGAGCCGCUGUGCAUGCGGUGGUGGUGGCGCUGCUGCGGGGACUCAGUGAGAAGGCCAGUGAGGUGCUGCAGGACAUCCUGCGGGACCUUUACUGCCUGCUGAAGUACGUGGUGGCGGCUGAGCCUGACAGCGUGAACGUGCUGCACACCCAGCUGGUGCUGGAGGAGCUGGACACGGUGAUGAAGAGGCUUCUCUUCCCCCCACAAGCACUGGAGAAGAAUAUUGUAGUGCUGCCAUAGCGGGGCUGGGGCUGCAGAAAUGAACUCUUCCUGCUCUGGCGUUGGGGCCAAGUAGCUCUCCAAGGGAAGGGGUUCGCUGUGCCCUUGGGACA